CAUUCCAUAUUUCAACAUCUACGUUCAGUUUUAACUUUUCCAUUGAUGUAACUCGGACUUGUAUCGUGAAAAGAAAAAAAACAAGACUCACUUUCGAGUCUAAACUGAAAGACUCUAAACUGAGCUCGAGGUCCCGCGCGCUCGCCGGAAGUGCCGUGACGGCUCCGUAUGGAGGUCGGCUGCCUGGUGCACGGUGGAUUACUCUGGCAGAGCUUAACGGUGUCGAGGCGUGUGGCGUUUGGUUUCAUCUGAGACAUGUUUCAGCUUCACUGGUGCAGGGCCAAUGUUACCGCACCCGCCCGCUCGCUCACGCUUCAGCUCCGGUGCCACAGAAAGGCUGCAGAUGUGUGGAGGCUCUCACGGUGGCACGCCACUCCACAGACACAUGGCAGCAGCUCCAGACAUCAGUGCAAUGCCGUCAAACGACUCUGGGGUUUUUCUCAGAAAGCCGUCCGCCAGUCCUCCACGAGAACGUCCAAACCCUCGGGCGUGUCUGUGGGCCUGGUCCUGACGCCGGGGCUGCUCACGAUCUCGGCGAAGCUGCUUUGCAGGCGAGCACACUGCGAGCUGGACCUGAAUAACAACAACCUGCUGGAAAGUAAAAAGCCCUUGCCGGAGUUCAAAUGGCACAUCCUGUGGGAGUUUGUCAAACCUCAGCUGCUGGCUCUGCUGUGUGCCGUGGCGCUGGCGUUUGGCGCGGCCAUCUUGAAUAUUCAGAUCCCACUGAUGCUGGGGGAGCUGGUGAACGUGGUGGCCCGCCACCUGCGGGAACACGCCGAGGAUUUCCUCCGGGAGAUCAGGGGUCCGGCUCUGAAGUUGCUGGGGUUGUACGGCGUCCAAGGCCUGCUGACGAGUGGCUACAUUAUCUUACUCUCCCGGGUGGGCGAGCGAGUGGCCGCAGACAUGAGGAAGACCCUUUUUGCGUCUUUACUGAGGCAGGACGUGGCCUUCUUUGACGCCAACAAAACCGGGCAGCUGGUGAACCGACUGACCGCUGACAUUCAGGAGUUUAAGUCGUCCUUCAAGCUGGUCAUUUCUCAGGGGCUCCGCAGCAUCACGCAGACGCUCGGCUGUUUUGUCUCCCUCUACGUCAUCUCUCCCAAACUCACGGGUCUGACGGUCGUCGUGCUUCCGUGCCUCGUCGGAGCCGGCGCCGUCAUCGGCUCCUUCCUUCGCAAGCUUUCACGGCAGGCUCAAGAACAGGUCGCCAAGGCGACAGGAGUGGCAGACGAAGCGCUGGGGAAUGUUCGCACAGUGAAAGCCUUCGCCAUGGAGGAGCGGGAGUUGCAGUUGUAUGCCUAUGAGGUUGACAAGUCAUGUGACAUGAACGAAAGACUGGGCGCUGGGAUCGCAGUCUUUCAAGGCCUGUCCAACAUCGCCUUGAACUGUAUUGUCCUCGGAACCAUUUUUGCUGGUGGGACUUUAAUUUCCAGCAACGAAAUGUCCCCGGGCGACCUCAUGUCCUUCCUGGUUGCCUCCCAGACGGUGCAGAGGUCUUUAGCAAGUAUCUCCAUCCUGUUUGGGCAGAUGGUCCGAGGCCUGAGCGCUGGUGCGCGGGUGUUUGAAUACCUCUCAGUGAAGCCUUUGAUCCCUCUCUCCGGCGGUGGACGCAUCCCCUAUCAUUCUCUGGUCGGGAGGGUGGACUUCACCAACAUCUCAUUCAGCUACCCAACAAGGCCAGGUCACCAGAUCCUGAACAACUUCACGCUAACUCUCCCACCCUGCAAGACUGUGGCCAUUGUCGGGGAAUCAGGAGGAGGCAAGUCUACAGUUGCGGCCCUGCUGGAGCGUUUCUAUGACCCCGGCAGUGGCGUCAUCAUGCUGGAUGGGCUGGACAUCCGGACGCUUGACCUCUCGUGGCUCAGAGGAGACGUGAUUGGAUUCAUUAAUCAGGAGCCGGUCUUGUUCGGCUCGUCCGUCAUGGAGAACAUUCGAUUCGGCCGACCGGGGGCCUGCGACGCCGAGGUCAUCGAUGCAGCUAAGCAGGCCAACGCUCACGGCUUCAUUUCCAGUUUCCCCGAGGGCUACAACACGGUGGUUGGUGAGCGGGGAGUGACCUUGUCAGGGGGGCAGAAGCAGCGCAUUGCCAUCGCUCGAGCCCUGAUCAAGAACCCUGCCGUCCUGGUGCUGGACGAGGCCACCAGCGCUCUGGAUGCCGAGUCAGAGCGCGUGGUCCAGGAGGCGCUGGACAGAGCCACCAGGGGGCGCACUGUGCUCGUCAUCGCCCACCGGCUGAGCACCAUCCGAGGUGCUGACCUCAUCUGUGUGCUGAGCAAUGGACGUGUGGUGGAGGCGGGGACUCACAGCGAGCUGCUCAGCAGAGGAGGAAUUUAUUCGGAGCUGAUCCGCCGACAGCAAGCCGAGGAGAGGAAGUGACCGCCGGCGCUCGUGUUCUAGCUCAGAAAUGAGAGAGAGUCUAUUUUCAUUUUAACUGUGUCAGCAGUGGACCAACCGGAUCGUCCUGCGAUGACAGACUAUUUAUGAAUUGUUUACACUGUACAGUAAUAAAUUAUGUGGAAACAAAGUCAACCGAC
Messenger RNA from Synchiropus splendidus (mandarinfish), 2534 nucleotides. It is a transcript of the gene abcb8, whose product is annotated as ATP-binding cassette, sub-family B (MDR/TAP), member 8. Gene Ontology annotation, cellular component: membrane. The transcript is spliced from 16 exons. The coding region runs from base 256 to 2376 and encodes 706 amino acids. Gene Ontology annotation, molecular function: ATP binding; ATP hydrolysis activity; ABC-type oligopeptide transporter activity. Lineage: Eukaryota; Metazoa; Chordata; Actinopteri; Syngnathiformes; Callionymidae. Gene Ontology annotation, biological process: transmembrane transport. The record is from RefSeq and is a predicted model, not a curated record.